Molecule: messenger RNA, 2546 nt
Organism: Choloepus didactylus (southern two-toed sloth)
Lineage: Eukaryota; Metazoa; Chordata; Mammalia; Pilosa; Megalonychidae
Gene: NRROS
Product: negative regulator of reactive oxygen species
Exons: 3
Coding region: 207-2291 (694 amino acids)
Cellular component (GO): extracellular matrix
Molecular function (GO): protein binding
Source: RefSeq, a predicted model, not a curated record
GCUAAAAUAAUCUGAUGCCCCAGAGAGAGGAGGCAGCGCAGCCCCAGGCGUUGGCUGCUUUCAAGGAGGCCGGAGCCCCUGCAGCGCCGCGCCCCUGGGGAGGAUGCGCCCCGCGGAGCCGCCUGGGCCUGCGGGAGCCGUGAGUAUUUCCUCGGUGGCGGCUCCCCGCGGGGCAGCCGCUCCCCUUCUCGAGUGCUGCUCUUGAGAUGGAGUUGCUGCCCCUUUGGCUCUGCCUGAGUUUUCACUUCUUGACAGUGGAAUGGAGGAACAGAAGUGGAACAGUCACAGCGACUUCCCAAGGGGGCUGCAAGUCGGUGGGUGGAGUCGUUGACUGCCGAGGGGGGCACUUUGCUUCAGUGCCCAGCAGUCUCCCGUCCCAUUCCCACAAGCUCAUCCUGGAUGCCAACCCACUCAAGACCCUGUGGAAUCAUUCCCUGCUGCACUACCCCUUCCUGGAGAACCUCAGUCUGCGCAGCUGCCUCCUGGAACUCAUUGGCCAGUGUGCCUUCCAGAAGCAACCCCACCUGCGCAGCCUGGCUCUCGCUGACAACUCCCUCUCAGAGAAUUACAAAGAGGCAGCAGCUGCUUUCCACUCUCUUCUGGAUCUGCAGAGGCUGGACUUGUCUGGAAACUCCUUGACGGAAGACAUGGUGGCCCUCAUGCUCCAGAACCUCUCUUCACUGGAGUCUGUGUCCCUGGCAAAGAACACCAUCAUGAGGCUGGAUGACUCAGUCUUUGAGGGUCUGAAGCACCUCAGGGAGCUGGAUUUGCAGAGGAACUACAUCUUCGAGAUUGAGGGUGGCACUUUUGAUGGCUUGACUGAGCUGAGACACCUCAACCUGGCCUAUAACAACCUUCCUUGCAUUGUGGACUUUGGCCUCACGCGGCUACAGUUCCUCAAUGUCAGCUACAAUGACCUUGAAUGGUUCCUGGCAUCGGGGGGUGAGGCUGCCUUUGAGCUGGAGAUGCUGGACCUCUCUCACAACCAGCUGCUGUUCUUCCCGCUCCUGCCCCAGUGCAGCAAGUUGCACACCCUCCUUCUGCGGGACAACAACAUGGGCUUCUACAGGGACCUGUACAACACCUCGUCGCCACAAGAGAUGGUGGCCCAGUUCCUCCUGAUGGAUGGCAACGUGACCAACAUCACCACCGUCAAUCUCUGGGAAGAGUUUGUCUCUAGCGACCUCUCCAAUCUCCGCUUCCUGGAUAUGAGCCAGAACCAGUUUCAGUACCUGCCUGAUGGCUUCUUGAAGACAAUGCCUUCCCUCUACCACCUGAACCUCAACCAGAAUUGCCUGAUGACACUCCACAUCCGGGAGCAUGAGCCCCCAGGAGCACUCGCUGAGCUGGACCUGAGCCAGAACCAGCUGUCAGAGCUGCAGUUGGCUCCAGGGCUCACCAGCUGUCUCAGUAACCUCCGGUUGUUCAACGUGAGCUCCAAUGAACUCCUGGGUGUCCCAACGGGCCUUUUUGCUAGUGCCACUAACAUCACUACAAUUGACAUGAGCCACAAUCAGAUCUCACUGUGUCCCUGGCCGGCUCACUUAAACCGGGUGGACCCCCCGAGCUGUGUAGAUUUUAGAAAUAUGGCAUCUUUGAGGAGCCUCUCUUUGGAGGGCUGUGGGCUGGGGGCCUUACAAGACUGCUCAUUCAAGGGGACCUCCCUCACUCACUUAGACCUGUCCAGCAACUGGGGGGUUCUGAAUGGGAGCCUCGCCCCUCUCCAGGAUAUUGCCUCCACGUUACAGGUCCUGUCUCUUGGCAACGUGGGUCUCAGUUCCAGCUUCGCGGCGUUGGACUUCUCUGGGUUUGGGAACCUGAAGGACUUGGAUCUGUCAGGAAAUUCCUUGACCAGUUUCCCAAGGUUUGGGGACAGCCUGGCCUUGCAGACCCUGGAUCUCCGCAGAAACUCGCUCACAGCCUUUUCCCAGAGGGCAGUGUCUGGGCAGCUCAUGAGGAGUCUGCGGACCAUCUACCUCAGUCAGAAUCCGUAUGACUGCUGUCGGGUGGAGGGCUGGGGGGCCUUGCAGCGCCUGCAGACACCACAUGUUGCCGACUUGGACAUGGUCACCUGCAACCUCUCCUCCAGGGUAAUUCGUGUGGUGGACCUGCCUGAGAGCGUGCCUCGGGACUGUAAAUGGGAGCGGGUGGACAUGGGCCUGCUCUACCUCGUGCUCAUUCUCCCCAGCUGCCUCACCCUGCUGGUGGCCUGUACUGUUGUCUUCCUCACUUUUAAAAAACCUCUGCUUCAGGUCAUCAAGACGCGCUGCCACUGGUCCUCCAUAUACUGACCCUGGCUACUGGCCAUGGUGAGAAAUUUGCUCUGGGUGUGUAAAGACACUUUCUCUGUGUCAGAUUUCAAGAUAUGAUGCAGAGGCCAAGUCCCAUGAAUUGAGGUUUUAAUUAAAAUUAAAGAUGUUUCCAUCCCUUAGUCUCCCAAGUUCUUCCCCCAUCAUCAUGCAUAAUCAUCAUCCUGGUAAAGUAUUUAUUAUGUAACAUUCUAUGAAAAUAAAAGACAACGUGUCUCAAAUAUUUUUUUAAUCAAA